Messenger RNA from Penicillium longicatenatum, 960 nucleotides. RefSeq lists its product as uncharacterized. The record is from RefSeq and is a predicted model, not a curated record. The coding region runs from base 1 to 960 and encodes 319 amino acids. The transcript has a single exon. Lineage: Eukaryota; Fungi; Ascomycota; Eurotiomycetes; Eurotiales; Aspergillaceae.
AUGGCAAACAAACUCCCUCUGGGCGCAUUGGGAUUGGGCAGUGCCACUAUCAUCACCGCAUACAUCAGUAAACAAUAUCUCGAUCGUUCUUGUCCAAGGAUACCUAUUAGCAAAGUAUCGCAAUUGAGUGCAUGCCGACAACUCGUGGAUACCGCAUGUGACAGCUCAGAUGAUGAUGUGCCAAAGCCAUGGGGAGGAGAAAAAUCAGGCCCGUUACCCUCUUGGUCGGAAGCCAGCUCGGGGGACAGGAAAAGCCGUUGGCUAUCAUCCUAUGUUGCAGUUCAAGUGGACGUGCCAGUGGCAUUACUCGAAUCCUACACAAGCGAGGCUAGGGAGAGUGUAUCAGCCAAAAGCGACAAGGAGCCGCGUAGCGCGGAUGGUAUGGCGCGAAAUUUGAUUGCUGCCUUUCUUGAUGCACGGUCGACCGGGCCUGAUGGCUGGCUCAUAGACAGGAACGUGCCACCGAGGACUUAUAUGCCUGGAAGUCAUUUGUUUGGAGAGGCACCUGGUCUUUCUGCCUUUAUGUUUGACAGCUGGAGCUCCACACUGACAAGCGGAAUCCAGCCUACGGUUUUGCCUGCGAGCGCACCUGUCCCAAGCUCUUUUUUCCCCUCGAAUGAAGCACUUCUUGCAUCCCGGGACUUGUCUCUGCCCGAGUCAGCUGGAACAGUCAUCUAUUGGAAGUUUCCCGUCGGUGCAGUCAAUGCGUUUAACAAGGCGGCCUCUUACGGCUGGCCAUGGCGAGUGAUGGAAGGCGGUUGGCAAGAGUUCAUCGUUGAGAAGAUCUCAGAGGAAACGGCGAGAGUGACGUAUGUCGCGUUGGAGUGCUCUGAUUUACAUCCUGGUGAUCAAACACCAAGAGAUUUCAAAAGAAUGCCGUGGCUCGCUUAUGAGGCUCACGUCUUAUACGCUCAGAGUCUUCUUCUCCACACCGUUCGGCAACUAAGGAAGGCAGAAUAA